AUGGCCGCCGAGACGCCGGACCUAUCGGAUUCGAAGCGCGACGCGGAGAUCGCAGACGUCGACCCCGGGGAGGAGUCGAACUUCGGAGUCGAUGAGAAGAAGCUCCUGCGCAAGCUUGAUGUGCACAUCGUGCCGCUGGUUAUGCUGAUGUACACUUUCAGUUUCUUGGAUAGAGUGAAUAUUGGUAAUGCGCGUUUAUACCAUUUGGAGAGAGACCUUGGAUUGGUGGGCAACCAGUUCCAAGUCGCCGUCUCGAUUCUUUUCGUUACAUACCUGCUCUUCGAGGUGCCCUCGAAUCUGGUGCUCAAGCCCCUGACGCCCCAACGCUACAUCUCCUUCAUCGUACUCGCAUGGGGCAUCAUCGCCAUGUGCACGGGUUUCGUCCAAAGCUACGGCAGUCUCAUCGCCGUGCGCCUGCUCCUAGGCGCCGUCGAGGCGGGUCUCUUCCCCGGUCUCACCGUGUACCUGACCUUCUUCUACACGAAGCGCGAGCUAGCGCUGCGCGUCGGCUACCUCUUCGUCAGCGCGGCCGUCGCCGGCGCCGUGGGUGGCCUGCUGGCCUACGGCAUCGGCCACAUGGACGGCGUCCGCGGCAUGAGCGGCUGGCGGUGGAUCAUGAUCAUCGAGGGACUGCCUUCUAUCGUGCUGGGGGUUGUCGUGUUCUUCCUCUUGCCGAACGACCCUGAGCAUGCGUACUUCUUGUCGCCCGCGGAGAAGAACUUCAUGGUUGUAAGGCACCGCCGCCAUUAUGGCAGUACGGAGAGCGCGCAGCGGUUCAGCAAGAAGGAUAUGAUGGCUGCGUUCAAGGACUGGAAGGUCUGGGCUUUUUGCUUCGCUCAGUUUGGCGCUGAUACGAUGCUUUAUGGUUACUCGACAUUCUUGCCUACGAUCAUCAAGGGCCUGGGCUCUGGGUCCACGGCUGAGAUCCAGUUGCUUACUAUUCCCUGCUAUGCUGUCGGCGCGAUAACUUAUAUGAGUGUCGCUUACCUCUCAGACCGGAAGCAGAUGCGCGGUCUAUUCUGCGUCAUCUUCGGCGCUGUCAGCGUGAUCGGGUACGGGAUCCUGAUCUCUGAUACUCCAGCAGGCGUGCACUACUUUGGGUGUUUCUUGAUUGCUACAGGAUUGUACGUGAUUGUAGGAUUACCGCUUGCUUGGCUUCCUAACAACAGCCCGCGCUAUGGUAAACGCACAACGGCCAGCGGCAUACAGCUCACCAUCGGAAAUUCCAGCGGAAUCAUGUCUUCAUUCAUCUAG
Messenger RNA from Anthostomella pinea, 1254 nucleotides. The record is from the annotation of a GenBank genome assembly. NCBI's taxonomy places the organism in Eukaryota, Fungi, Ascomycota, Sordariomycetes, Xylariales, Xylariaceae.